Molecule: messenger RNA, 3262 nt
Organism: Catharus ustulatus (Swainson's thrush)
Lineage: Eukaryota; Metazoa; Chordata; Aves; Passeriformes; Turdidae
Gene: CERS6
Product: ceramide synthase 6
Exons: 11
Coding region: 160-1347 (395 amino acids)
Biological process (GO): ceramide biosynthetic process
Cellular component (GO): membrane
Molecular function (GO): DNA binding; sphingosine N-acyltransferase activity
Source: RefSeq, a predicted model, not a curated record
CCCCCGCCGGGCGGGGAACCUGCACGGCGGCGCUUGGCAGCAUCAUCCGCGGCUGCGGGGCUGACACACGCCUCCAUCCUCCUCUCUCCCGGCAGCCGCUCACACGCGCCUCGCCGCGGGCGGAGCGGAGCGAGGGGCGCCGCGGCAGACAAAGCAAAGAUGGCAGGGAUCCUCGCCUGGUUCUGGAACGAGCGGUUCUGGCUGCCGCACAACGUCACCUGGGCGGACCUGCAGAGCACGGAGGAAGCCGCCUUCCCACAGGCGGAGGACCUCUACCUCGCCUUCCCCCUGGCCUUCUGCAUCUUCAUGAUCCGGCUGCUCUUCGAAAGGUUCAUUGCUAAACCAUGUGCCUUAGGCCUUAAAGUCCAAGCCAAUGGACCACAGAAAGCUCAACCUAAUGCUAUCCUGGAAAAGGUUUUCACAGCUAUUACAAAGCAUCCAGAUGAGAAGAGGCUGGAAGGCCUCUCCAAGCAGCUGGACUGGGAUGUACGCAGCAUUCAACGUUGGUUUCGACAAAGACGCAACCAGGAAAAACCCAGCACCCUUAGGAAGUUCUGUGAGAGCAUGUGGAGAUUUACAUUUUACCUUUAUAUAUUUACCUAUGGAGUACGGUUCCUGAAAAAGACACCCUGGCUCUGGAAUACCAGGCAGUGCUGGAGUGGGUAUCCGUAUCAGCCACUGAUGCCUGACCUCCAUUACUACUACAUAGUUGAAUUGUCAUUUUACUGGUCCUUAAUGUUUUCUCAAUUCAUUGACGUCAAAAGAAAGGAUUUUGGAAUCAUGUUUACACAUCACAUUGUAACAGUCACCCUGAUUACCUUCUCAUACGUAACGAAUUUGACACGAGUGGGAACCUUGAUCUUAUGUCUCCAUGACUCGGCUGAUAUUGUCCUAGAGGCUGCCAAAAUGGCAAACUAUUGCAAGUGUCAAAAACUGAGUGACCUUCUGUUCCUUACAUUUGCCGUUGUCUUCAUUGUCAGUAGGCUUGGCAUAUAUCCCUUAUGGAUAUUAAAUACAACAUUGUUUGAACUGUAUGAAGCUCUGGGCAAUUUUCCUGCCUUAUGGGUCUUCAAUGUGCUGCUUAUGGUUCUUCAAAUUCUGCACUGUUUUUGGUCUUACCUAAUCAUAAAGGCAGCGUACAGAGCUAUUUCAAAGGGCAAGACUGGGAAGUGGAACCCCUUGCACGUAGCAAAGGAUGCCCGAAGUGAUGUUGAGUCAAGCUCAGAUGAGGAAGAAACAGUACCUCGCUCAAAGGCCCCGCACAGCACUGUCACCACGAAUGGGACCAGCGGUGCCAAUGGGACAAAUGGGUAUCUCACUGCUGCCACUUCCUCAGAGGAGCAUUAAUCCUGCAGUUCAAUCGUGAGACACGAACAGAAUGAACUGUUUGCUACUGGAAGUAACUUAUAAGUUGUGAAUGCGGUUUAUUCAUGUAUUUCAGCAUCAGAAAAAAUUAGGAGUAUCAAAGUAUUCAGAUAGCGCACUGCCAUAUUUCCUGUUUGUGAAUGAAGACAGCACACCAUUCUGUAUACGUAGGCAUGCUGUAUGUGUAUGUAACUGACACAAUGGGAGCAGUAUUUUUCACUUCUACUGUCUGAAAUAUUAUUUAUUUUUUAUUCUUUUGGGAACUUCUGGACAAAAGGGAAUAUCCGUUCUCAAACUUCAUUUCUUGGAUUCUCAGUAAUGGAGAGCAUCAUGCUCAGAUCUCUUCUGUCCAUCCCUGUUGCUUUUGCUGAAUCUGCUAUAAGUAAUAGUUGCUUGAUUUGUUACUCACAGUAAGAUAGAACAUAGCUUUAUAGAUUUUAGAUCUGCUUCCGAUAUUUUUGCUAUCUUUGUGUUUUAAAGUACUGGUUUUGAAAUUGCUUAUCAAAUCACAGUUACUGUUCCUCCAAAAUAAUUUGGGAAAAAAUGUGGUAAUUGUGGGAUAUUAUUUUAGCAUAAUUUAAAAUUCAAUUUGGUGGUUAAUUGCAUUAGAAGUAGACUUAUUUGUUGUGCAAAUACCCAAAAGCAUUGUUGUCAGCACUUAGGAUAAAUUCAUUCUUACCUUUUUUUUUGGUCUUUCAAUUUUUAACCUCUACAGAUUUUAGUUUUUUGCAGAGAUUCCAUGUAAAAAGGCGUUUCUUCAAAUGCACCAUUCUGAAUCCAGACUUAACUCCUGAAAUUGUUCUUGCAUGUUCACCUGAUUGAGAGCAGAGGUAUAAUGGAAAAAACAGCAGAUGAAAAGUUCAUUUUUUCCUUGGAUACAGGUCAGUCUAGGUUAUUGUUCUCAAAAUUAUUGCCACUUCCUUGGCAGAGUGAAAAGAGAGAAGGUAGGUUAUACAUUACUAGAAUUAGUUUAUUUUAAAUGUGUGAAAACUUGAGCAAAAUUCACUUUGCAUAAUUUGCAGCAACCUUUGAAGGCUCAGCAGUAUUUCAACACCUCUACAAAUAAAAUUAGGGGCAUCUGGGCACCUGUAAAAUAAUUUUGCAUUCCUUUUUCAUCCAAAAUUUACAAAUAUUGUCCCAAAGAAGACAAAGUAACACCCUAAGUAAACAUCUUUUUAAGCAUUAUAUGCGUGCUUCUUCCAGUCUCUAGAUCAAAGUUUGAUGUAGGAUGCUAAGGAUCAUACAGCUCUUGCAGGACACUCUUCUGUGAUUUGUAACAGCAGUGCCAAAAGUAGGCAGGAUUCUUGGGUAACAGACUCUAUGCAACCUACUGUUCAACAGUAUUGUGUGUGUGCACACAGAACCAAUGUGCUUAUAGACCAAAGACUUACAUAUAGAUACAUAUACAUAUGUAUGUAUGUGUGUGUGUAUGUAUAUGUACACAUAGAUGCAUACAUAUAUAUAUAUGUAUAAAUUACAAAAAUAAAGGAAGGAAAAAAAACAAGAAAAAAUCUUAAGUGUGUCUUCUAUCUACAAAGAGAUUGGAGUGCUGUGUUCAGCUGGAAACCUGAGCCAUGAGGUCAUUUCUGAUUCCUUCCACCUAUGCAAAUAGUAAAAUAUAGAUGAUUUUUGAUGCCAUAAAAGAUGUUUAAAGACUAUUUUAUACAGACUUCAUUGAAGAAAGUUGUGUUGUCACUUCUUUCUUCUGAAAACAGAUUUGUCCUAUUCUACUGGUCACUCUUGAAAACUUCUAAAACUUCUAUUAUAUAUAGAAACUCCUGUGUGUUAGGAAAAAGGAGGUCUGUGUGUUAAGAAUAAGGAAGUGUGCUAAAAGCAAGGUUAGAAUGGCAUCAGUGGAAAUAGUACCUCAACUUAGUAAAGAAUAAAGGCAAGAAAA